Pseudoliparis swirei is the source of this 5838-nucleotide messenger RNA. RefSeq names its product aminoadipate-semialdehyde synthase (gene aass). The record is from RefSeq and is a predicted model, not a curated record. Gene Ontology annotation, cellular component: cytoplasm. Gene Ontology annotation, molecular function: saccharopine dehydrogenase activity. Bases 440 to 3229 code for a protein of 929 amino acids. The transcript is spliced from 24 exons. NCBI's taxonomy places the organism in Eukaryota, Metazoa, Chordata, Actinopteri, Perciformes, Liparidae.
CAUCCGGUUGUAGCUGACGAGGCGUUAACAGCACCGUCUAUCAACUUAUAACCAUAUAAAUUUAUAACGUUAGUUACUUCAGCUCCACAUCGGGCGUGCGCGUUUGACGUAUUGCUUAAAACCGCCCACGCGAGAUGCCCUCGCACUUUAAAACAAGCUUUCCUCUUGUGGAAUAUAAACACGCCCCCCCUAAAAAACUAACAGUCUUGCCUUCAGAAUAAAAUCCACACAUUGUCCUUAAAACUAUCCUCGAUUGACGAAAAUACAGUUCAGAAACUUUUUUCAUUUUAUUUUGGAAUUCACCCGGAAACAGAUGCGGAGUUUGGUGGGUAAGUUGCAGCCAGGCUCACCUCUGCGUGACUCUGCGGUGCCGUCGGUGAACACGACGAAGAAGAAGAAGGAGAAGAAUUAGAAAGAAAGAACAGCGGCCGGUGAAGUCAUGUUCCGCCUCCUCAGCUGCCAAGGGAAGGCGACGCGGUGCUGCCUGGUGGCGCCGCGCCGCCUCCAGCACCGCGGCGCCGUCAUGGCCAUCCGGCGCGAGGACAUCAACCCGUGGGAGAGGCGGGCGCCGCUCGCCCCCAAACACGUCAAGGAGCUCACGGCCGCCGGCGUCAAGGUCCUGCUGCAGCCGUCCAACCGCAGGGCCAUCCACGAGAAGGACUACAUCAGGGCGGGGGCCGUCCUCCAGGAGGACCUAUCAGAGGCCUCGCUGAUCCUCGGGGUCAAGAGGCCUCCGGAGGACAAGAUCAUCCCCCAGAAGACCUACGCCUUCUUCUCCCACACCAUCAAGGCCCAGGAGGCCAACAUGGGGCUGCUGGACGACCUGCUGAAGAAGGACGUUCGUCUGAUCGACUACGAGAAGAUGGUCGACGCCAACGGCUUCCGGAUCGUAGCGUUCGGCCACUGGGCCGGGAUCGCAGGAAUGAUUAACAUCCUUCACGGGUUGGGGCUUCGCUUCCUCGCCCUCGGCCACCACACGCCCUUCAUGCACAUCGGCAUGGCUCACAACUACAGGAACGUGAGCCAGGCCAUCCAGGCAGUGAGGGAUUGUGGGUAUGUGAUCUCCAUGGGGCUCAUGCCCAAAUCCAUCGGCCCCGUGACGUUUUGUUUCACCGGCACCGGCAAUGUCUCCAAGGGAGCCCAAGACAUCCUCAACGAGCUUCCUGUCGAGUACGUCGAGCCCCACGAGUUGAAGGACGUCUCUGAAACAGGAGAUAUGACCAAAAUGUACGCCACCGUCCUGAGCCGACAUCACCACCUGAUGAGGAAGAGCGACGGCUUCUACGACCCCAUGGAGUACGAGGACCACCCGGAGCUUUACACCUCGCACUUCAGGACCAGCGUGGCGCCCUACACGACCUGUCUGAUCAAUUGCAUUUACUGGGACCCCCAAACCCCCCGACUGCUCAGACGACUGGACGCCCAGAAGCUGAUGCGGCCCAAGACCUCCCCCUCGGCCACCGAGGGAUCCCCGGGGCUGCCCCACAAACUGCUGGCCAUCUGUGACAUAUCGGCCGACACCGGCGGCUCCAUCGACUUCAUGAACGAGUGCACCACCAUCGAUAAGCCCUUCUGCAUGUACGACGCCGACCAGCACGUCGACCACGACAGCGUGGAGGGCAACGGGAUCCUCAUGUGCUCCAUCGACAACCUCCCAGCUCAGCUGCCCGUCGGGGCCACGGAGUACUUUGGGGACCGGCUGUUCCCCUACCUGUGGGAGAUGCUGCCUUCAGACGCCACCAGGCCGCUGGACCAGGAGGACUUCAGCCCCCAAGUCAGAGACGCCGUCAUCACGUCCAACGGAGUCCUCACCCCGAAGUUCGAAUACAUCGAGAAACAUCGAAAGAGAAGAGAGAAGGCUCAGAUCAUGAAGAAGGCCGGGAUGAAGCGCGUCCUGCUGCUGGGUUCGGGCUACGUCUCCGGACCCAUCGUGGAGUACUUGACCCGCGACGAGAAGACCCAGGUCACCGUGGCCUCGGUGCUGCUGAAGCAGGCGGAGGAGCUGGCGGCCAAAUACCCCAACACCAUCCCCAUCAUGCUGGACGUCAGCAGCCAGGAGGGACACCUGGACUCUCUGGUCAAAGACCACGACCUGGUCAUCAGCAUGCUGCCAUACACGCUCCACCCGCUCAUCGCCAAGCACUGCAUCCACAGGAAGGUGAACAUGGUGACGGCCAGCUACAUGAGCCCGGCCAUGAAGGAGCUGCAGAGCAGUGCGGUGGCGGCCGGCGUCACCAUAGUGAACGAGAUGGGCCUGGACCCGGGGAUCGAUCACAUGCUCGCCAUGGAGUGUAUCGACAAGGCCAAAGCCGACGGCUGCAUCGUGGAGUCCUACAGCUCGUUCUGCGGUGGACUUCCGGCUCCAGAAUGUUCCGACAAUCCUCUCCGCUACAAGUUCAGCUGGAGUCCGUACGGCGUGCUCCUCAACACCAUCAGUACCGCCGUCUUCCUCCGGGACAACCAGGUGGUGAGCAUCCCGGGCGGCGGCGCCCUGAUGGAGUCCAGCACGCCGAUGGAUUUCUUUCCCGGUUUCAACCUGGAGGGUUUUCCAAACCGCGACAGCACCAAGUACGCCGAGGCCUACGGCAUCCAGACGGCACACACACUCAUCAGAGGAACGCUGCGCUUCAAGGGAUUCUCCAAGGCCAUGAGUGGCUUCAUCAAACUGGGUCUGAUCAACAGCGACCCCUGUCCCAUCCUCAAGCCCAACGCAGCCCCCGUCUCCUGGAAAGCGCUCCUCUGUGAGCAGAUGGGAGCGUCCUCUUCCCUUUCCCACGAGGCCUUUGAAGAAGCCGUCUACCAACGCAUCGGAGGGGACGACUUCGUGAUGGACUCCCUGAGAUGGUUCGGGAUGCUGAGCGACGAGGCGGCGGUUCACGCCGACAGCGUUCUGGCCGCUCUGGCCAAACACCUGGAGGCCAGACUGUCUUUCGAUAAGUUGGAGCGGGACAUGAUCCUCAUGAGGAACGACGUUGGUCUUCGCCACCCGACCGGCGAGCUGGAGACCAAACACAUCAGCCUGGUGGUGUAUGGCGACCCCAGCGGCUUCUCCGCCAUGGCUAAAACUGUGGGAUACCCAGCAGCCAUUGCUGCCCGCAUGGUCCUCGAUGGUGAAAUCCUCACAAAGGGACUCGUGGUUCCGAUGACGAAGGAUAUCUACGGGCCGGCGCUGGCCUGCCUGAAGGAGGAAGGACUUCACUUCAUGUACAAGAGCACCCUGCAGGAGUAAACCAGGUCAAAUCCCCAGGACUCAGCUAUUAUUGUCUGACAUUAAUUGUUAUAAUAAUUUGGUCUUGAAGCUAAAUUGUAGGUCAAAAGCUGUAAAGAAACAACAAAGGCAGCAGUUCAGAUGAUAUUCGGUAAUCUGCGGUUUAAUAUUAACAUUCUGACUUUGUCGACUGUGUCAGAGAAACGUUCUUCUGUGAAGAUGUGUAGAAGCUCUAACGAUGAAACGCCAUGUUCGGCGUUAGAAAUUUAAACUAUUAACGAGCACAAAUAUUGUCUCAUUGUAAAACUACUGUAGAAACAUCCUGGUAAACUAUUCCUGGAGAAUAGAUGGUCAAUUAUGUGCAGCUAAUGUAGGUUUCUCUCGUCAGUCUGCGUAGCUAACGGAAGUUUCUCUCGUCAGUCUGCGCAGCUAACGUAGGUUUCUCUCGUCAGUCUGCGCAGCUAACGGAAGUUUCUCUCGUCAGUCUGCGCAGCUAACGGAAGUUUCUCUCGUCAGUCUGCGCAGCUAACGUAGGUUUCUCUCGUCAGUCUGCGCAGCUAACGGAAGUUUCUCUCGUCAGUUUGUGCAGCUAACGUAAGUUUCUCUCGUCAGUUUGUGCAGCUCACGUAAGUUUCUCUCGUCAGUCUGUGCAGCUAACGGAAGUUUCUCUCGUCAGUUUGUGCAGCUGACGUAAGUUUCUCUCGUCAGUCUGUGCAGCUAACGGAAGUUUCUCUCGUCAGUCUGUGCAGCUAACGGGAGUUUGUCUGGCACAGAUGAGUCAAUCAUGAAUCUGCAAGGUUUUUAAUCUAAAACAGUGUAAGUGCAAAGAUGCCGAACGUCUUUUCCUUUUCUCCCUCCAUCACUUUGAAAACAGCAUUUCAUUUCUGCUUUGAUUAAGAAAACACUUACAAAUCAAGCUCAAUACUGCACCGACCUUCAAAGUGUAAUAACCUUCAACAAAAGAAACCUCACCUUAGUUACAAACUUGCUUCUCACAUUUCUUCAAAGCCGUGAUAGAAACAAACCGGUCCAACAUCAGAACCAUAGAAUACCGUGAACCUUUUCUCAGGGUAUUGUGUCGCUGAAGGAAGUCGUCCACUGUUCUUGAAGCCGAGAGCGGUCGGGAAUUGUUUUCAUCUUUUUUGAACGGGAUCAUGAGUUAAUCAUUUUAUUUUUGUUGGUCAGAAUUGAUCUUUUCUGGGGUUUGCGCAACAUUUAAUACGAUUGCCUCAGUUUCAAUACCUCAAACAUGUACUAUAAUACUAAAUAUUUGUCAUGCACUUUAAAUAAAGAACUCAAAUGUUUAAAAGUAUUAGUCAGUGUCUGAUGAUCAGCAAUCAUCAGUUUUUAUUCAGCUUUUCAAGGUGUAGGAUUAAAAAAUGUCAAAAGUCUCCGAUACCAACUUGUCUUGUUUGUCUGUGGAGCUAACGCUAGUUUGUCUCGUUUGCCUGUGCAGCUAACGUUAGUUUGUCUCGUUUGCCUGUGCAGCUAACGUUAGUUUGUCUUGUUUGCCUGUGAAGCUAACGUUAGUUUGUCUUGUUUGCCUGUGCAGCUAACGUUAGUUUGUCUUGUUUGCCUGUGCAGCUAACGUUAGUUUGUCUCGUUUGCCUGUGGAGCUAACGUUAGUUUGUCUCGUGUUUUUGUCCAGCUAAUGUUAGUUUGUCUAGUUUUUCUUUCCAGCUAACGUUAGUUUGUCUAGUCGGUCUGUCCAGCUAAAUCUAGUUUGUCUUGCCGAUGUGUGCAGCUAACGUUAGUUUUUCUGGUUUGCCUCUGCAGCUAACUUUAGUUUGUCUUGCCGAUGUGUGCAGCUAACGUUAGUUUUUCUGGUCUACUUCUGCAGCUAACGCUAGUUUGUCUUGCCGGUUACUUUGGAAUAGUAUCGCGUUGUUUUAUCUCGUGGGCUAAAUUUGACUGAGAAGUUGAUUUAAAAAAUUGGGAUUUUAACAAUGGAGUCAACAAAUUUCAGCUGAUUACAUUCACGUAAAUAAGAAACUAAAUUUAAGUAAAUGAUAAUACUUUUAAAAUAAUUAUUUAUCAUAAUUGAAUGCAAACGUCAUGUGGGUCACUGCCCUCGAUAAUUUCGAUGGCAAUAUUAUUUAGAAAGUUCUCAAUGUCACAUUUUCUUUGUUUAAUGUUAUUAACUCAUGAUCUUGAUUCGGUAGCUCGGUCCUCGGCGUGCGUCAACGUUUUUUAUUUGGUUUCCCAGACUGUAAUAUUUAUUGUCAAGAGCAAUAUUUAUUGUAUUUUUUCAUGAGGGGGGGGGGGGGGCGGUCACCUUUUUAACGGUUUGUAAAAUGCUUUAAAAAAAGAAAAUACCCAGAGAAAUAUUUUAUAAGUAUCAGAUAUAUUUUUUAAAGUAAUUGCAUUCAUAUGUCGUUUAUUCGUGGGCCUCCAGAGGGUUUCAGACGGGAGCGUUUGAUAUGUUGAUAUGUUUGUAGAUUUGCAUCUGAACGGCACAAAGACGCUCACGAUCAAAGUUAUGGUUUUAUUUACCUCCAAGCAAAUCUGUAAUGUUUCGUCCUUCAUGUUUUAGCCAUUCACGACAAAACUCUCAUGUUUGUAAAAGCUUGUUUUGAUAUCUAAAAAUGUUUUUAAAAGUGACAUGAAUAAAAAUAAUUCUUUAAUUCGUU